AUGACUCUCCUCCUUUCUUCUUCGUCUUCCUCCCAUGCCUUGAGAGUCAUCAUUUCACUCUCUUUCUCCUUCUUUCUCUGCAAUGGCUUCUCCUACUCUUCUUCUUCACUCUUCAACACCCAUCACCAUCGUCACCACUUCGCCAAGCACAAUUACAAAGACGCUCUCACCAAAUCCAUCCUCUUCUUCGAAGGCCAAAGGUCUGGGAAGCUUCCUUCUAACCAGAGAAUGUCUUGGAGAAGAGACUCUGGUCUCUCUGAUGGCUCUGCUCUUCAUGUGGACUUGGUUGGAGGAUACUAUGAUGCAGGAGACAACAUCAAAUUUGGAUUCCCAAUGGCAUUCACAACAACAAUGCUCUCAUGGAGUGUAAUUGAAUUCGGUGGACUCAUGAAAUCUGAAUUACCAAACGCUAAAAUAGCGAUUCGUUGGGCCACAGAUUAUCUUCUUAAAGCCACUUCACAUCCUGACACUAUUUAUGUUCAAGUUGGUGAUGCAAACAAAGACCAUGCUUGUUGGGAAAGACCAGAAGACAUGGAUACACAAAGAAGUGUGUUUAAAGUAGACAAGAACACUCCUGGUUCUGAUGUCGCUGCUGAAACCGCCGCAGCUCUCGCCGCCGCAGCCAUUGUUUUCAGGAAAUCUGAUCCUUCUUACUCCAAGAUCCUCCUCAAACGAGCCAUUAGGGUGUUUGCAUUUGCGGACAAAUAUAGAGGAACAUACAGUGCAGGAUUGAAACCAGAUGUUUGUCCAUUUUACUGUUCUUACUCUGGUUAUCAGGAUGAGUUGUUGUGGGGAGCUGCUUGGUUACAAAAAGCAACAAAGAAUCUAAAAUAUUUGAAUUACAUAAAAACCAAUGGACAAAUCCUUGGAGCUGCUGAGUAUGAUAACACUUUUGGUUGGGAUAACAAGCAUGCUGGUGCCAGAAUUCUUCUUACAAAGGCGUUUCUGGUUCAGAAUGUGAAGACACUUCAUGAAUACAAAGGUCAUGCUGAUAAUUUCAUUUGCUCUGUUAUUCCUGGAGCUCCUUACUCUUCUUCUCAGUAUACUCCAGGUGGAUUAUUGUUUAAAUUGGCAGACGCCAACAUGCAAUACGUAACGUCAACAUCGUUCUUGCUCUUGACCUACGCCAAAUAUUUAACCUCCGCCAGAACCGUCGUCCAUUGCGGUGGCUCCGUCUACACUCCCGGUCGCAUUCGCUCUAUUGCCAAAAGACAGGUGGAUUAUCUACUUGGAGACAACCCAUUAAGAAUGUCUUACAUGGUUGGUUACGGCCCAAAAUUCCCACGGCGAAUCCACCACCGUGGCUCCUCCUUACCUUGCGUUGCAAGCCAUCCAGCAAAGAUCCAGUGCCACGAAGGCUUCUCCAUCAUGAACUCUCAAUCUCCAAACCCUAACUUCCUGGUCGGUGCAGUUGUUGGUGGUCCGGACCAGCACGAUCGCUUCCCGGACGAACGGUCUGACUAUGAGCAGUCUGAGCCAGCUACUUACAUCAAUGCACCACUCGUUGGAGCUCUUGCCUAUUUCGCUCACUCCUAUGGUCAACUCUAG
Thlaspi arvense is the source of this 1548-nucleotide messenger RNA. The record is from the annotation of a GenBank genome assembly. Lineage: Eukaryota; Viridiplantae; Streptophyta; Magnoliopsida; Brassicales; Brassicaceae.